AUGACCUCAUCGCCGACCCGGCGCAUUCGCCUUGUGCGACUCGCCCACGUAUACUACUCACACCGCGAUAUAGCGAAAGCUCACCAGUUUCUCAAAGACUUUGGCUUUGAGCAGACGGUCAACCUUGGUAGCAAAACCUAUUAUCGAGGAACUGGCAGUGAGCCUUUUGUCUACUGCGCGGUCGAAGGCCCCGAGGAUUCCUUCGGCGGCGCGGCGUUCGUCGUCGAAAGCUUCGAUGAUCUCACUUAUGCAGCGGAUACACUACCAAAUGCUACAGCAGUCACCAAGAUGGAUACUGAGCAUGGAGGUGGCUAUAGGGUCACAUUCUACGACCCCGUGGACAAGUUUCCGUUCCACCUUGUAUACGGACAGAGGGACGUAGAUCCACUCCCCAAGUCCUUACCAGAGAGGGUGCUCAAUUUUCCAACGAACAAGAAUCGCGCAGGCAAUGAGUUUCAGAGAUUCGAAAAGGGCCCUGCGCCUGUGCACAAGAUGGGCCACUUCGGGAUGGUCGUGACCAACUUUGAAAAGGCUUUUGAUUUCUAUACUUCUAGAUUCAACUUUAAGCCAAGCGAUCUAGUUUACAACGAUAGUGGUAAGGAUAUAACAACCUUCCUACAUCUCGAUCGUGGAAAGGAACUAGUAGACCAUCACUGUUUCUUCUUCUUCGAGGGGCCAAAGAGUCAUGUCCAUCAUUCCUCCUACGAGACACAUGAUUUCGAUACGCAACUUCUCGGACAUCAUUGGCUUCGUGAGAAGGGAUAUGAGAACUGCUGGGGAGUAGGGCGCCAUGUUAUGGGAAGCCAGAUCUUUGACUACUGGUUUGAUACGUCUGGCUUCAUUAUGGAGCAUUACGUUGAUGGUGAUCUGGUUGAUGAUACAUACCCGACAAAUCGACAGAAGGCAUCCCCUGAUAAUCUCCAUGUUUGGGGCCCUGAUGUCCCACCAACUUUCUUGUCCUGA
Messenger RNA from Fusarium fujikuroi IMI 58289, 963 nucleotides. RefSeq names its product related to 2,3-dihydroxybiphenyl-1,2-dioxygenase. The coding region runs from base 1 to 963 and encodes 320 amino acids. The record is from RefSeq and is a predicted model, not a curated record. Gene Ontology annotation, cellular component: mitochondrion. The transcript has 5 exons. Gene Ontology annotation, biological process: L-methylmalonyl-CoA metabolic process. Gene Ontology annotation, molecular function: methylmalonyl-CoA epimerase activity. NCBI's taxonomy places the organism in Eukaryota, Fungi, Ascomycota, Sordariomycetes, Hypocreales, Nectriaceae.